AUGGUUAGCCUAUUGGAUUAUUACCCUUUUCCGCUCAUCGGCUCCUCGCCUUACCUCGGCGCCGUCGCAGGCCCCUCGUCCGCGUCCUAUCCGAUCCUCACCACCCUCCCGGACCCGAUGACAUUCACCGUCGUAGCCAUCUCAUCGAACUCGACCAGCACCAAUCCUCCCCCCCUCCUGAUCGACCUUCCCUUCACCUACGACACCCAUAACCACAGCUUUCCCACCAUCACGUCCCCAGUCACCCAACUCCCUACGCAACAACCCCUUGCGGAUUUCGCCAUCGAGAAGCCCCUUUACCCCUGGUGGUACGCCGACGGUCUCAAGGUUCCGGCAUGA
This is a messenger RNA of Letharia columbiana, 339 nucleotides long. RefSeq lists its product as uncharacterized. Bases 1 to 339 code for a protein of 112 amino acids. The record is from RefSeq and is a predicted model, not a curated record. Lineage: Eukaryota; Fungi; Ascomycota; Lecanoromycetes; Lecanorales; Parmeliaceae. The transcript has a single exon.